GGUCAGUCAACGGUGAUCAUUUGACUGCUGUAGUGAGUACACAAUCACAGAUUCAUCUGUACUUAGCUUACUAAACAGACCAGAGUUUGAAGAAGGAAUAUUUGGUGUGUAAUCACAGAAGUGGCGUGUGUACACGGACGAGAACUAUUCACUUGACGCUGAGUGUUAGGCAUCCCCAGGCAAACAUUGAACAUCCAGGCAUGAUUUCACCUAAGCCAGGAUAUAGUGCAUCACCCGUGAACAUGAACACCAUGGGGCACAUGAACGCUAUGGGUGGCAUGAACACCUAUGCUAGCAGUACUGGACCACAUUCUGCCGGAAUGGGCUCUAUGACAAUGUCAAUGUCGCAAGUGAAUUCAAUGGGUGCCGCCAUGCAAGGUAAUAUUAACGGAAUGGCGCCCCACGGAAUGGGUAUGAAUCCCAUGAACACGAUGACACCAAUGCAAGCCAUGACCAUGGCCCCAAUGAACAAUCCGAUGAGUAUGCGACUAGCUCAAGCACAGGCCGCCGAUUUGAAUCGAGUUCGCGCCGAGAAAACCUACAGACGAUCGUACACGCACGCUAAACCGCCGUAUUCGUACAUUUCACUCAUCACUAUGGCUAUCCAGCAAUCCCAACAGAAAAUGGUAACAUUGAGCGAUAUAUACCAGUUUAUUAUGGACCUGUUUCCGUUCUACCGGCAAAAUCAACAACGGUGGCAAAAUUCUAUCCGCCAUAGCCUUUCUUUCAAUGACUGUUUUUUAAAAGUUCCUCGUACACCCGAUCGUCCUGGAAAAGGAAGUUUCUGGACGCUCCAUCCAGACGCGGGGAACAUGUUUGAGAACGGCUGCUAUCUCCGCCGCCAGAAACGUUUUAAAUGUAUCAAGAAAGAACUCCGGCCACAAAAGUCAUCACCGGGCGACGACGAUAUCGUUACCUCUGAAGGCAGCAGGCUUACAGACUCAGUAAGUACAACGACUUCACCGACACACCAUCUAGAUUCGAACAACGACCCUCACAGCAUCCAUUCACCUCAGCACCCGCAGCAACAAGUGCAGCAGAUACCAAAAGAGGAACCUGUGCCAUCAAUGGCAGCGGCUCCUGGCAUGAACAUGACACCAAACCGUCCUCUAGGUCCCACGCAGAUGCCCAUGCACCUACCGAUGCAUCACCCAAUGCAUUCCGUCAUGACCCACAGUCAGCAUCCAUCCUUCGCACAUCCAUUUUCGAUUAGCAGUAUCAUAUCCCCAGAACAGAAAUACGAUGUAAAAGGUUACGAAGUACUUGGUUACCCGUCCUACAACCCUAUGUCCGGAAUGGCUGGAACAGUUCAGAUGACGAAAGCCACAAUGGACUACUCAGCACCAAAUGACGUAACCUACAGUCAACUUACCACAGCUCAAGCCAAUCAUCACCAACAAAAUUAUGAA
Molecule: messenger RNA, 1409 nt
Organism: Anneissia japonica
Lineage: Eukaryota; Metazoa; Echinodermata; Crinoidea; Comatulida; Comatulidae
Product: forkhead box protein A2-like
Exons: 1
Biological process (GO): cell differentiation; anatomical structure morphogenesis; regulation of transcription by RNA polymerase II
Molecular function (GO): DNA-binding transcription factor activity, RNA polymerase II-specific; protein domain specific binding; RNA polymerase II cis-regulatory region sequence-specific DNA binding
Source: RefSeq, a predicted model, not a curated record